AUGUAAUAUAUUUAAAUUUAUAUAAAAUUUUUUAGAUUUGAACUUUUAAUAAUUUUUAUAACAUCUUUUCAGAGUAAAAAUCUUAAGUAAGAUAAAAAUAAAUCCAUUUAAAGAAUGCUUAUUAAAAGCUAUAAAUAAUUUAAGUAAACUGAAUUAAGUAGCUAUGAUAAAAUAAUGGUUCAUCUAAGAGGAAAUUCUAUUGAGUAAAAGGCAUCUUAAUAAAUUGCUCAAAAACUUUUAGGUUGUUUAAAUUUAUAAGCUUUAGAACUCAAUUUGAGCAACAAUAAAUUAGGAGCAUAAAGUAUCUCAUUUAUAUCAUUAAGUUUAGUGUCUUGUGAUUAGUUAGUUUCACUUAGCUUAGAUUUAAGCUAAAACUAAAUAGGAUUAUUUGGAAUUACUAAUUUGGUAGAAAAUCUAUCUAAAUGUAAAAAUCUUUCAAUUCUAAAAAUUGAUAUAAGUCAAAACAAGGUUUUAAGUUAAAGCUUUAUUGCUCUAGGAAAUGGUUUAAGAAAUUGCAAUAAGAUAUCAAAUUUGCAACUAAUUAUUGAAUAUAAUAAAGGGGAAAUAAUCCGUUUAAAGUAAAAAAUAACAAAGAUGAUUAGACUUGUCUAGAAGAUAAUAAAAAAUUGA
This is a messenger RNA of Tetrahymena thermophila SB210, 630 nucleotides long. RefSeq names its product kinase domain protein. NCBI's taxonomy places the organism in Eukaryota, Ciliophora, Oligohymenophorea, Hymenostomatida, Tetrahymenidae. The record is from RefSeq and is a predicted model, not a curated record. The transcript has 7 exons.